CAUCCAUUGAACAACUUCCGCACACAACCCCACUUCGUCGCAAUCCGCCAUGUCCUCUGAUUCAGACCACCAGCCCGCCGGCCUGCCCGUUCCCAACCCAACAAAGUCUUUCUGGCACAGCGAGCCCAAUGAGUUCCUCCUUGGGCACCGCACGACGCCCGACCUGCCCGCCGAAGCCGAUAUCGUCAUUGUUGGCAGCGGCAUCACCGGUACCUCGGCAGCGCGCUUCCUAGCCGAAGACCCACGCGCAAAAGGCCGCAGCGUCGUGAUGCUCGAAGCUAGAGAAGCGUGCUGGGGCGCAACGGGCCGCAAUGGAGGCCACUGCCAGGUCCUGCCCAUCGCGCGCGCCCUCGACGUAACCCAGUUCGAAGUCGCAAACUACAACACCGUGAAAGCGUACAUCGAGGCCCAUAACGUCGCGUGCGAAUGGCGCAGCCUCACGGCCUGCCGCGCCUACUUCUCGCGCGAGAUGUUCGACGUCGCGGAGGCCGAGAUCGCGGGCCUGAAGGAGAAGGACCCCGAGCUGGGGAAGCUCGUCGCCGCGUUCUCGGACAAGGACAGCUUGGCUAAACUCCGCGUCCCGGCCGCCGCGGGCGCGACGACUUGCGCCGCGGCGGCCAGCCUGUGGCCGUACAAGUUGAUCACGUUCAUGCUGGAGAAGCUGGUCAAAGACGGGAAGCUCAACCUACAGACUCACACGCCUGUCGAGCGCAUCACGCCUUCCUCCGACGGCGACGCGACAUACCCCACGAUUCUGCACACCCCGCGCGGCACCCUCCGCGCCAAACACGUCAUCCUUGCGACCAAUGGCUGGACGUCGCACCUCCUCCCCACACUCGCCGACCUAAUCGUUCCCGUCCGGGGCGAGAUGUCCGCGCUCCUACCGCCCGCAAACGCGCCCCGUCUAACGAGCUCUUACGGCCUGUGCGGCCAGAAGGGUCAGCCCGCGAACUCAGACGACUACCUGAAUCAGCGGCCGUACGAGGGCGUGCCGAACCCCGCGGGGCACUACAUGUUCGGCGGGGGCGACGGCGCGGCCGUGAAGCGGCGGAUCGGGGCGUGGGACGACGGGGUCGUGGACGAGGGGAUGGCGGGGUGGUUGCGGGGACGGCUGGCGCAGGCUGUGGAUUUGGGUGGAGAUGAAGUGCAGGGGGAGCUGCGCGCCGCGAAUGAGUGGUCCGGCGUGAUGGGGUAUUCGCGGGACAACGUGCCGUGGGUUGGGGGCGUGCCGGGACAAAAGGGCGUAUGGUUAGCAGGCGGCUACACCGGCCACGGCAUGCCCAACGGCAGCCUCUGCGGCAAAGCGGUCACAGAGCUGCUCCUCGCCUCCGACGAAGGAAUCGCCUCCUCUGCGGCCCACGAGCGCGUCAUAAGCGCUGUCCCACUCCCACGCAGCUACCUCAUCACUGAGGAGCGCAUUGCUAAGGCGCGCAGGCUGCCGUCUGUCGAGCAGGCGGAUCGGGACGAGGCCAUUGGGAACCAUGCCCGGCAGGAGGGGGAGCCGGGUAGGGAGCUGGAGGGCGGGGGGAAGGUCUGGGGGAAGAUUUAGGGGGGUUUAAAAGGAAAGUGUCGUGGGAUG
Messenger RNA from Aplosporella prunicola CBS 121167, 1579 nucleotides. RefSeq lists its product as uncharacterized. Gene Ontology annotation, cellular component: cytoplasm. The record is from RefSeq and is a predicted model, not a curated record. Lineage: Eukaryota; Fungi; Ascomycota; Dothideomycetes; Botryosphaeriales; Aplosporellaceae. Bases 50 to 1549 code for a protein of 499 amino acids. The transcript has 3 exons. Gene Ontology annotation, molecular function: oxidoreductase activity.